AUGGCACCUAUCGUCGUCGGCUUUGUCGGUUCCGCAGGAACGGUAGGAAAGUCCACUCUCCCUUAUUUACUCGAACAAGACAAAGCAGGUAAAAUCAAACUUGUAAUCUUGCACAGAGAAGGAUCAGACCUCUCCAAGAUCCCUCAAGAGGUAGAGAAGAGGGUAGUACAAUUAGACGAGAAUGGAUCUGAGCAGAACAAAGCUGCCGUUGAAGGUUUGGAAGUCCUCCUAUCGACUAUUGGAGGAGCAGGUAUCAAGUCCCAAAUAUAUCUUGUGGACGCAUUGGAAGGCUCAAAGACUUUGAAGUCUUUCAUUCAUUCAGAUUUUGGAACCAACUGGACUGCUAAAGAACUUGAAGCUCCAGGACUCAGUAUCAUCAAAGUAAAAGAGGAAGUUGUCAAACGUGCCGAAGAAAAGAAAGUACCCCUCACUCAUAUUAGAACCGGCGCCUUCGAUGUAUACUUCUUCAAUUACAACCUUGCAGGUACAGACAUCAAGAAGAAUGUUGUGCAAGUUUUCCGAGAUUCCUUGAAAUACGGAAUCCCAAUAACUUCACUUUCAUUCUUGGGAUAUGCAACCACUCAAUUGAUCCUCAAACCUGCUGAAUUACCCAACCAGAUUCUUCAAGUGUACGAUUUUGAUCCUACUGGUCAAGAGAUCAUUGAUGUACUCACCAAGCUCAAUGGAAAAGCUCCUGAGAUCACACAUUACACAGAAGAAGAGUACCAGAAAGAACUGUUGACCCCCGGAACAGGUGCCAUUGUAGCUGCUAUCAAAGCCAAAUGGGGCUCAAACAAUUUCGGGCCUUCUGAAAAACCAAAGAUCGAUGGUUGGAAGGGACAGUCAUUUGAGGAAUUGACAAAGUCAUAUCUGUAG
Molecule: messenger RNA, 876 nt
Organism: Kwoniella shivajii
Lineage: Eukaryota; Fungi; Basidiomycota; Tremellomycetes; Tremellales; Cryptococcaceae
Exons: 4
Coding region: 1-876 (291 amino acids)
Source: RefSeq, a predicted model, not a curated record